This is a messenger RNA of Vicia villosa (hairy vetch), 1211 nucleotides long. RefSeq names its product protein SODIUM POTASSIUM ROOT DEFECTIVE 2. Bases 166 to 1005 code for a protein of 279 amino acids. The transcript is spliced from 3 exons. Gene Ontology annotation, molecular function: metal ion binding. The record is from RefSeq and is a predicted model, not a curated record. NCBI's taxonomy places the organism in Eukaryota, Viridiplantae, Streptophyta, Magnoliopsida, Fabales, Fabaceae.
AUUAUACAUUCCUAUCUCUUUCUCUGUUUUCAUUCUCUCCACUUCACACUCCUCAAAACUCCAAACAAAUUAAACCUUAAAACCACUCACCACUACUACCAACUUUCCUUAUCUCUUCCUUCACUACACAACUUAGAUUCUCUAAUUUCUAAGCCCAUCAAAAACAUGAAAACCAUUGAACUCUUCUGUGCAUCACAAGCCUCAACAGCCAUAUGUCUCAACACCGAUCACGCCUCCUCCUCCACCUCUUCUUCCUCAAACACCAUUCAAUAUGGUGGCCGAGCCAUUGAUCGCCACAACCCCAUCAUCACAGAUCCAAAAAGAACUCCAGCAAGAGACUUCACUCUCCCUGCCUCUCCUUCUCCAUCACCUAUCAACCCAAAAUCUCUCCAUGAUCUCAAAAAGACCAAGAAAAAGAAAACUACUACUACAAAGAAAAGUACAACAACAGCUGAAAAUUCCACUGAACUUAAACAUAUUGCUAAUAAUUUCUCUUCAAAACCAUUUGACAGUAUUCUAAGAAGGAGUUGGGUUAAACCACCUUCCGAUUUAAUCACUCCUCCUUCUUCAAGAUAUUUGCUUGAUGACAUAACUUCUUUGGAAGCUGUUUUAGAUUAUGACCCUGUUUUGGGUUCCACUAAAGUUGAUGAUAACAAAAAAAAGGCUCAAGUUUCCGUUGAAGAUGAAAAUAAUCAUUCAUCUAAACAACACUCCACCUCCUCUGCUCCAAAGUCUAGCUCUACAAGCCAGGUUGUGGUGUUAAGGGUUUCUCUGCACUGUAGAGGUUGUGAAGGGAAGGUGAGAAAGCAUCUCUCAAGAAUGCAAGGGGUGACAUCCUUCAACAUAGAUUUUGCAGCAAAGAAGGUGACAGUAGUUGGAGAUGUGACUCCAUUGAGUGUAAUGGCAAGCAUAUCAAAGGUGAAAACUGCAAAAAUUUGGCCAGAAACUGCUUCACCAAAUGGAUCUGGUGCUGAUGAAACAAAGAAGACAAAUAGUGUGAUCUAGUGGAAGAGAAAAAUGGACUGUUGGUUUUUUUGUAUGCUUUUGAGUAUGAGUUAGGUAGUAAUUUAAUUGAUGUAAAGGUUAAUGUAAUCAAGUGAAGUAGUGACUUUGAAGAGGUAUUAUAUUUAUAUGUUUAAUCGAGCUAGUUCGUGUAAUAAUAUAUAAUAUAACACGAGUGAAUGUUUUGAAUGAUGAUGUUUAAAGCCAAA